GACUUUGCUUAUCCAAAACCCCAACACACACUCCCUACCCCUACUUCCAACUUCCCCCUUCACAGAGCUCGACAGCAAUGGCCUUACUUCGUCAUCUCUCUUUCCCCACUGAACAACUCCUCCCUCUCACACCUCUCCUCUCUCUCCAAAAUCCACGCCACCUCUCCAAGCACGCUUCGACCACUCUCUCGCUCUCCACCUCUCUUUCCUCCCCCUCUAUCUCUCUCCCCCAAACCCACUCUCGCUCCUCCUCCCUCAGGGCCAAAAAGCUCGGAAAUUUCGUUCUCCAAUUCUCCGCCGCCGCCCAAGACCAAGCUCUCGACGAAACCCCAGUUCUCGAGGCCCAGCCCGAAGAGUUCUCCGACACAAGAUUGCUUGCCCAGAAUGUUCCUUGGCAUUGUACCCCGGAAGACGUCCGUACUCUGUUCGAGAAGUACGGCACCGUCGUGGACGUUGAGCUUGCCAUGUAUGACAAGACCAGGAACAGGGGUUUGGCAUUUGUAACAAUGGGUUCGCCGGAGGAGGCUCGAAUAGCUCUGGAUAAUCUUGAAUCAUCUGAAAUGGAGGGUCGUAUCAUAAAGAUGGCUUAUGCCAGGCCAAAAAAGACGAAGAUUCCUCCCCCUUCUUCGCAACCCAAGCCAAUAACUUUCAAUUUGUAUGUGGAAAAUUUGCCAUAUGAAGCAAGAUCUAAAGAUCUCAAGGAGCUCUUUAAGUCAGAGGAUUAUAAUGUUGUUACCGCAGAAAUUGUAUUCCAAAAUAACCCGAGAAGGUCUGCAGGAUAUGGAUUUGUGGGCUUCAAAACCAAGGCCGAGGCCGAGGCAGCACUUUCUGCUUCCCACGGGAAGCUGCUUAUGGGAAGACGAAUUCGUGUGGCACGUGGUAAACAAUUUGUUAAAGUACCAAUAACAGAAAGUUCUAAGCUGGGUGAUAAAUCUACAGAAUUGAAUUCUAGUGUCGAGGAAGUGAACACAAUUGUCAAUGAUACAAACUGAAAUUUGGCUGGCACGGUGAGGUUUCUGCAGUAUCUUCACAUCAUAUUUGUGUAGGAACAUUUGUGUAUGCUCACUCGGACUUUCCCUGCAUACUUGGUGAGAUUCUCGCCCAUCGUUUGGGAGGGAAGGGGGAGGAACAUUCAGUGGAUUCCGUCACUUUGGUACUCGUACAAGUUGCUGCAAGGCUCUAGGCUGGUUAUGUACGUAGGCUACAAGUUUGGAUAAAUUGAGCUACUUACUAGAAAAUAUUUCAGUCUCUUUAUCUGUAUCUUGUCACCUAACUCUUAAGACUUUAGGUUCAUUUUUGAGAUCUAAUUUCUUAUAUAUGUGACAUUUAAUCUUCCUUAUAAAGAAAAAAAAAUGGAAUCCUAA
Messenger RNA from Pyrus x bretschneideri (Chinese white pear), 1364 nucleotides. Its product is annotated as multiple RNA-binding domain-containing protein 1. The transcript is spliced from 5 exons. Gene Ontology annotation, molecular function: mRNA binding. The record is from RefSeq and is a predicted model, not a curated record. Bases 78 to 992 code for a protein of 304 amino acids. Gene Ontology annotation, cellular component: cytosol. NCBI's taxonomy places the organism in Eukaryota, Viridiplantae, Streptophyta, Magnoliopsida, Rosales, Rosaceae.